AGUUCGGUGGAAGCCAUCUCGCAGGCUGCGAGCAGACGAACUCGCCUACGGGCUCCCAGGUGAGACCACAUCAACAUGGACAUCGGUGGCCUAGAGACAGUGGUGGCCAACUCGGCCUACGUGUCAGCCCGUGGAGAUGCCGGCCCCUCCUCAGCGCGGGACAAGAAGAUGCGGGCAAAGCUGAAACUGCCCCACAUCACCCAGUGUGAGCACCUCAAGGACUCCUUGGACCUGGACUUCAACUUCAUCUGCGUGAGGCAACCCAUCGGAAAGAGGCUUUUCCAGCAGUUCCUGGAGGAGACGGACGAGUUCAAGGCGGCGUGCGGAUUGUGGAAGAGCAUAGAGGACUACAACACGUCGGAGGAGGCCGACCGACCCCAGCAGGCCCAGAAAAGCAUCAACAAGUACUUUGACUCGGCCUCCAAGGAGUUCUGCUCCUUCCUUGAGGAGAAGGCCAUCAUGAGAGUGAAGGAAGAUGGCAAACACGGUCACGGGAACCUCUUCAAGGAAUCUGAGCAGCACCUGCUGAAGUACCUGGAAGCCAACGCCGUCGGCAAGUACAAAGAGAGCCUCUAUUUCUUCCGCUUCCUCCAGUUCAAGUGGCUGGAGUCGCAGAGCGUAUCGGACGAGUGGUUCAUGGACUUCCGAGUGCUGGGGAAAGGGGGCUUCGGGGAGGUGUGUGCCUGUCAGAUGAAGGCCACGGGCAAGAUGUACGCCAACAAACGCCUCAACAAGAAGCGGCUCAAAAAACGCCAGGGCUAUGAGGGGGCAAUAGUGGAGAAGCGGAUCCUCGCCAAAGUCCACAGUCGCUUCAUCGUCACCUUGGCGUACGCCUUCCAAACCAAGACAGACCUCUGCCUCGUCAUGACGCUGAUGAACGGAGGAGACCUCAGGUACCACGUCUACAACGUCGACGAGAAGAACCCCGGGUUCUCGGAAUCCAGGGCCAUUUUCUACACAGCUCAGAUCAUCUGUGGUCUGGAGCAUCUUCACCAAAACCGCAUCGUCUACCGAGACCUCAAACCAGAGAACGUCCUACUGGACGACGCAGGGCACGUUCGGCUUUCGGAUCUAGGCUUGGCAGUGGAACUGGAUGAAGGAAAAGACAAGACCAAAGGCUACGCGGGUACCCCAGGAUUUAUGGCUCCAGAGCUUCUCAAAGGGGAGGAAUAUGACUCAAGCGUCGAUUAUUUUACACUGGGAGUAACGCUAUUCGAGAUGAUCGCAGCGAAAGGACCGUUCCGUAGUCGUGGGGAGAAGGUGGAGAACAAGGAGGUGACGCGCCGUAUCCUGAACGAUCCUGUGACCUACCCGGAGACAUUCAGUGCUGAGUGCAAGGCCUGCUGCGAGGGGCUAAUGACCAAAAACCCGGCCGCACGCCUCGGGUUCAAGAAUAACGAGUGCAGCGAACUGAAGAGCCAGCCGUUCUUCCAGAAAAUGAAUUGGGGACGGCUAGAAGCAGGGAUGGUCGACCCCCCUUUCGUGCCCGACCCCAAAGUGGUGUACGCCAAGGACAUCAGCGACGUGGGUGCCUUCUCCACGGUGAAAGGCGUCUUGCUUGAUGACACCGACAAAGCAUUCUAUGACGACUUCUCAACGGGCAACAUCCCCAUCCCUUGGCAAGAGGAGAUGGUUGAGACGGGGAUCUUUGGCGAGCUCAACAUCUGGGGCGCCAAGGGGUCCGUCCCGCGAGACCUGGACCGCAACGCUCCCCCCGAUUCCGCCUCCACCAAAUCUGGGACUUGCCUUUUGCUCUGAAGAGAGGCAGAUGAGCCACGCCCGGGACUCCCGCUGCCCCCAUGGCCCCUGGCCACCUCCGGCUCUUACGGAACGAGGGGUCAUGUAACAAGGACACGAUUUCAGGCUAUGAUCAAUAGCCACUUGGUCCUUCUGGAGCUGGGGAAACAAGCCAGGAACCCUAACACACGGCCUUGCUUUCUCAAACAAAUUCAACUCAACUUCCCCCUUUUGGAUCCAGUGCAAAAGCCCGUGAAGACAUCUGGUUUCAGCCUCCCUCCACCACCUCUAACCACUAAGCUUCACCCUUCAUAGAAUUGGGGCAUGCACCCUGAAGGCCCUUUCAUCCCUUCAAGUAACUGACCGGCUCUGGUUUGUACUCCCUGGACUAUUUUGAGGCUCAAACAGAGGUUCUGAAUGAGGAUUGCGGAGUUCUGCUUCCGGUUCGUGGGUAGGAAGAAGAAACUACCAGUUAAUGGUGCAGGAGAGAGGAAAUUAUCAUCCAGAAAGAAGUUGGAGGGCACAUACUGGUCCCAGUUUCGCACUGGGACUCCACAUUCCG
This is a messenger RNA of Elgaria multicarinata webbii, 2299 nucleotides long. RefSeq names its product G protein-coupled receptor kinase 1 (gene GRK1). The transcript is spliced from 8 exons. Gene Ontology annotation, biological process: regulation of signal transduction; protein phosphorylation; signal transduction. The record is from RefSeq and is a predicted model, not a curated record. Gene Ontology annotation, cellular component: cytoplasm. Lineage: Eukaryota; Metazoa; Chordata; Lepidosauria; Squamata; Anguidae. Bases 76 to 1758 code for a protein of 560 amino acids. Gene Ontology annotation, molecular function: G protein-coupled receptor kinase activity; ATP binding.